AUGUCAACGUGUGACGCUGCUUCAUUUGCUUCAAACAUAUUCAAUUUCCCUCAGUACGCCAAGAAAUGCUCAUUCUUUGAGAAGGGCGGUGACACCGCCCUGCCGCAGGGCCUCGGAUGGUUCAUUCUCGUUGGCCUCGGCGCGCUCUUCGCGCUGAUCCCAACAUUCCUAAUCUGGUUUGACAGGAAGUUUGGCGGCACUGGAAAGGAUUCGGAGAAUUUCUCUACUGCUGGUCGCAGCAUUAAAGCGGGCCUGACUGCUUGCGAUAUCGUUGCCAAAUGGACAUGGGCCGCCACGUUGCUUCAAUCAUCAAAUGUGGCGUUCUCGUUCGGUAUCUCAGGGCCGUUCUGGUAUGCCGCAGGUGCCACCGUGCAAGUUCUGCUGUUCGCCAUCCUGGCUGUGGAGAUCAAGCGCAAGGCGCCCACCAUCCACACCUUUUUGGAGGUCAUUCGCUGCCGCUGGGGCACCACCGCUCACGUCAUCUUCACCGUGUACGGCUUCCUGACCAACAUCAUCGUCACGGCCAUGCUUAUCCUUGGUGGCGCAGCCGUGAUGGAGGCGCUGUCCGGCGUGUCCGUGUAUGCCGCGUCCUUCCUCAUCCCUGCCGGUGUGGUCGUCUACACUGCGGUCGGAGGGCUCAAGGGCACGGUCGUGGCUGAGUGGCUCAACGUCUGCAUCAUUUACCUCGCUCUUCUUAUCUUCAUGUUCCAGGUGUACGCAACCCACGAGGACCUUGGCUCCAUCGCCGCUGUGUACAAGAUGUUGCGCAAGGUUGAGAAGGUCCACCCAGUAGCCGACAACAUGGGCGGCUCGUACCUGACCAUGUUUUCCAAGUCGGGCAUUAUCUUCGGCAUCAUCAACAUCAUUGGCAACUUCGGCACGGUGUUCGUAGAUCAGUCGUACUGGCAGGGCGCCAUCGCCGCCAAGCCCUCCGCUACCUACCGCGGCUACCUGCUGGGCGGCCUGUGCUGGUUCGCCAUUCCCUUCACCUUCGCAACAACCAUGGGACUGGGCGCGAGGGCGCUGGACCUGCCACUUACCAAGGCUGAGGCCAACCAGGGUUUGGUUCCAGCUGCCCUUGCGGUGCACCUCAUGGGCAAGGGGGGGGCCUUCCUGAUGACCUUCCAGCUCUUCAUGGCCGUGACCGCCACCGCCUGCGCGGAGCAGAUGGCCGUCGCCACCAUCGUAGCGUACGAUAUUUACAAGCCGUACAUCAACCCGAACGCGAGCGGACGCGCGAUGAUUAACCUUCAGCGGGUCAUGGUACUCGUCUACGCCAUCAUCUCCGGUGUUGUGUCAGUCAUCCUGCUUAAGCUCGAGGUUUCUCUUGGAUGGGUGUAUCUCUUCAUGGGCAUCGUGAUUGGCUCGGCUGUGUUCCCCAUCGCUGCCUCUCUCACCUGGGCCAAGUGCUCUGCCAAAGCUGCUUGCAUCUCAGCCGUCGUCACCACCCCGCUCGCCAUCAUGACCUGGCUCAUUACCGCGGCCAAGCUCAACGAUGGCGUCAUCAACCUGGACACCACGGGCCAGGACUACCCCAUGCUCGCGGGCAAUCUCGUGGCGCUCUUCUUCUCAAUGAUUCUUUGCAUCAUCCUGUCGUACAUCUUCCCACAGGACUUCGACUGGGCUGAGCUGCGCAACAUCCCGGUCAUCGAGUCCGACCCCAACUCCGACCCCAACAACUUCGAGGGAGAAGACUCCCCCGAGGCUCUCAAUUACGUGAUCAAGUUCACCUGGGCCACCGGUGGUACUCUCACUUUGGUCCUGCUCAUCUUGUGGCCCAUCCUGACGCUGCCGGCUAAGGUCUUCAACCAGGGCUACUUCACGUUUUGGGUGAUCGUAGCCAUGGUUUGGGGCAUCGUGGCCUCCGUCAUCUGCAUUGUGCUUCCCAUCUUCGAGGCCAGCGACGUCAUCUUCGCCGCCUGCAUCGGCAAGAAGCCGUCAAAGACUGCAGCAAGCGCAGAGGAAAGUGUGCAGGCUGGCAAGGAGUCGCACCUCGAGCUCCCACCCGCACCUGUCCAAGCAAGCAAGCAGGGCACUGGAGUGGUGGAGGCGGCUUUGCAUGCCACGUUGCGGGCAUGGGUUGGCAGGGAUUUCGUUCACUCAGAACUGCGCUCCUACGCGAUCACUCUGGUUGCGUCCUCUGCUGGGGAAGUUCUCGUUAUUGUGUGCCCUCCCUCUUGUCUUUGGAUGGGUACUCGUUGGGUCUGGUUUUUUGGGGUCCCUGCUCUGCACAGUUCUGACUGCUUUGUGGUUGGUAUGAACAUUUCCGUGAAGAUGGGCGUGCGGGUCGGCGUCAGGACAGCGCAGCGUCUGUACAUGUGCGCUGUGGAUGUCAUUCCUUGCGGUCGGGCAGGUCCUCGGGCGUCGGGCAUGCACCUGGUCAUCGCUUUGGACUUGUUGGUGUUUGUGGUGGAGGUGGCGGUUGUGAUAAUUGGCAAUUCACGCACGAAAAGGAAUCGCGUUUGAGAUGCAUCUUGCGGAGGGAGGAGCAAUAGAAGUAGCAUCAGUGUCAGCUCUGUGCUUGAUUGUCAUGUAGGUCAGCUCAUCAGGUAGACAGCGAUGACUCGGGGUGUGGGCGGCGUCUUGCGUGGUGUUGGCGUCUGGAGUCUGCAGGGCCCCUAAAUGCGAUUUUAGAUAAAUGAAAUGAUGUCCUUGUUACUUCCUUAAUUCUCCAUAUUACAUACGUUGCCACGUUUGCAAGGAGUGAAAAUGCUUGCACCCUAAUAACAGGUGGUCAUCCGGAAGCAGAGGGAAAGGAGGGAAGGAGGGUGUUGGAUAUGGUGGUGGUGCGUGCGGAAGCGGAGGCAAGACGGGCACUGUAAUGCCCAGGAAUCCCAAUCGUCGCCAACCCUUCAUGGAGUGUAACAUAUAAAGGCG
Molecule: messenger RNA, 2877 nt
Organism: Volvox carteri f. nagariensis
Lineage: Eukaryota; Viridiplantae; Chlorophyta; Chlorophyceae; Chlamydomonadales; Volvocaceae
Exons: 10
Coding region: 1-2466 (821 amino acids)
Biological process (GO): urea transmembrane transport
Cellular component (GO): plasma membrane
Molecular function (GO): urea transmembrane transporter activity
Source: RefSeq, a predicted model, not a curated record